GCUUCCCGCUCCCGGCCGGCCGCGCGCGCCGGGAAGUGACGUCACGGCCGGGGGUCCUGGCGCCGCCCGGAAGUAGCUGCCCCCGACGGCGCCUGCGCAGGGCCCGGUCCCGGCCCCGCCAUGGCUCCCACCAUCCAGACGCAGGCGCAGCGGGAGGAGCCGGGCCACAGGCCCAGCUCCCACCGGACGCUGCCCGAGAGGUCGGGCGUGGUCUGCCGGGUCAAGUACUGCAACAGCCUCCCCGACAUCCCCUUCGACCCCAAGUUCAUCACCUAUCCCUUCGACCAGAAUCGGUUCGUGCAGUACAAGGCGACAUCGCUGGAGAAGCAGCACAAGCACGACCUGCUGACGGAGCCCGACUUGGGCGUCACCAUCGACCUCAUCAACCCCGACACCUACCGCAUCGACCCCAGCGUUCUUCUGGACCCGGCGGAUGAGAAGCUGCUGGAGGAGGAGAUCCAAGCACCCACCAGCUCCAAGAGGUCACAGCAACACGCCAAGGUGGUGCCGUGGAUGCGCAAGACCGAGUACAUCUCCACCGAGUUCAACCGUUACGGCGUCUCCAACGAGAAACCUGAGGUCAAGAUCGGCGUGUCGGUGAAGCAGCAGUUCACGGAGGAAGAGAUCUACAAAGAUCGUGAUAGCCAGAUCGCCGCCAUCGAGAAGACCUUUGAGGAUGCCCAGAAAGCGAUCACGCAACACUACAGCAAGCCUCGCGUCACCCCUGUUGAGGUCAUGCCCGUCUUCCCUGACUUCAAGAUGUGGAUUAACCCCUGUGCCCAAGUCAUCUUCGAUUCGGACCCAGCGCCCAAGGACACAAGUGGCCCGGCCGCGCUGGAGAUGAUGUCCCAGGCCAUGAUCAGGGGGAUGAUGGACGAGGAAGGGAACCAGUUCGUGGCUUAUUUCUUGCCCGUGGAGGAGACGCUGCGCAAGCGGAAGCGGGACCAGGAGGAGGAGAUAGAUUAUGCCCCCGAGGACGUGUACGACUACAAGAUCGCUCGGGAGUACAACUGGAACGUGAAGAACAAGGCCAGCAAGGGCUACGAGGAGAAUUACUUCUUCAUCUUCCGCGAGGGUGACGGUGUCUACUACAACGAGCUGGAGACCAGGGUGCGGCUGAGCAAGCGGCGGGCGCGGGCAGGGGUGCAGUCGGGCACCAACGCGGUGCUGGUGGUGAAGCACCGUGACAUGAACGAGAAGGAGCUGGAGGCCCAGGAAGCACGGCGGGCGCAGCUGGAGAACCACGAGCCGGAGGAGGAGGAAGAGGAGGAGAUGGAGGCUGAGAAGGAGGCAGCGGGAUCAGAUGAAGAGCGUGAGAAGGGCAGCGAGAGCGAGGGCGGGGGGAGCGGCGAGGAGGAGGAGGAGGCCGAAGGCUCGGGCAGCAGCAGCGAGCGGGGGGGUUCAGCCCGCAGCGAGGAAGAGGAUGAGGCCGAAGACGAAGAGGAAGAGGAGGGCAGAGGGGGCCGGCGUGGGGGCAGCGACGCCGCCCGGGCUGCCCGCGAUCAGGAGGAGAUCUUCGGCAGCGACAACGACGAGGAAGAGGAGGAGGAAGAGGAGGAGGAGGAAGAAGAGGAAGAGUCCGAGGCGGGGGGCAGCGAAGGGGGCCCCCCCCGCAGCCCCCGCCUCAGCCCCAGCGAAGCCUCGGAGGAGGAUGACAGCCCCAGCGACGCCUCCGACUCCUCCAGCGACUGAGGGGGGGAUUCUCCAGCAGCUCGUAGUGAGGUUGAGCCAGCCCCCCCAUCAGCCUUUUGGGGUAAAAAACAGGCACUUUGGGUUCGUUUGGGUUUUUUUUCUGUUUAAUAACGUAGUCAUGGUUACCAGCCAUAGUCAUAACAAAAGUUAUUCAUAAUAAAAUGUAUCUAAAAUAA
Messenger RNA from Harpia harpyja (harpy eagle), 1868 nucleotides. Its product is annotated as RNA polymerase II-associated factor 1 homolog. Gene Ontology annotation, cellular component: Cdc73/Paf1 complex. Bases 121 to 1692 code for a protein of 523 amino acids. Gene Ontology annotation, molecular function: chromatin binding; RNA polymerase II complex binding. Gene Ontology annotation, biological process: transcription elongation by RNA polymerase II. Lineage: Eukaryota; Metazoa; Chordata; Aves; Accipitriformes; Accipitridae. The record is from RefSeq and is a predicted model, not a curated record. The transcript has 14 exons.